Messenger RNA from Chrysemys picta bellii (western painted turtle), 8562 nucleotides. Lineage: Eukaryota; Metazoa; Chordata; Testudines; Emydidae. The record is from RefSeq and is a predicted model, not a curated record.
AUGCCGUCCCCUGGCGUACCUGUGUUGCUUUCAUUAGUGAAGAAUGCUGCAGUCUUGGCUCCAUGGAAAGACCAUGUUUGCAGAUUUAUCGGCUGUGGAAGGAAUGAGAAAUUUAAUUACGUGGUCAUGCAGCUUCAGGGCCGGAACCUUGCAGACCUCAGAAGAAGCCAGCCUCGGGGGACUUUUACGCUGAGCACAACCCUGCGAUUGGGCAAGCAGAUUCUAGAAUCCAUAGAAGCCAUUCACUCUGUGGGAUUCCUGCACCGGGAUAUCAAGCCGUCCAACUUUUCCAUGGGUCGCCUGCCUUCAACCUACAGGAAAUGCUACAUGUUAGACUUUGGUCUGGCCCGGCAGUACACCAACACCAACGGCGAAGUCCGGCCACCUCGCAAUGUUGCUGGGUUUCGGGGAACGGUCCGCUAUGCUUCAGUGAAUGCACACAAAAACCGAGAGAUGGGUCGACAUGAUGACCUGUGGUCCCUCUUUUACAUGUUAGUGGAGUUUGCAGUUGGUCAGCUUCCAUGGCGCAAGAUCAAAGAUAAGGAGCAAGUUGGCAUGAUCAAAGAGAAGUAUGAGCAUCGAAUGCUGCUAAAACACAUGCCGUCUGAAUUCCACCUCUUUCUGGAUCACAUUGCGAACCUGGACUACUUCACCAAGCCCGAUUAUCAGCUGAUCAUGUCGGUGUUUGAGAACAGCAUGAAGGAACGAGGCAUUACUGAGAAUGAGGCCUUUGACUGGGAGAAAGCUGGAACGGACAUUUUAUUGUCGACAAGCACCUCCACGCCACCACAGCAGAACACCAGGCAGACAGCCGCCAUGUUUGGGGUGGUUAACGUCACUCCAGUUCCUGGGGACUUGCUGCGUGAGAACACUGAAGAUGUCCUACAGGGUGAACACUUGAGCGACCAAGAGAAUGCUCCUCCGAUCCUGCCAGGCCGGCCAGUGGAAGGGCUGGGCCAGGCUCCUAACAUGGCCUUCAACGAGACCGAGGUUUGGGAAGAGACGGACGUGAACCGCAACAAACUCAGGAUCAGCAUCAGCAAAACCCAGUGCAUGAUGGAAGAGGAACAGAGAAGUGGUGUCUGCCCCAGCUCCCCGAUACGGGCACCUCCAGACUCCCCUACCACUCAAGUGCGCUCUCUGAGAUACCGUCGUGUGAACAGCCCUGAGUCGGAGCGCCUGUCCACUGCCGAUGGCAAAGCAGAUCUACACGAGAGAAGAUCUCGCGUGGACUUACCUUGUUCCCCUUCCCGGCUGGUGUGUUCCUCCCAACCAGCACAGAUGCUGUCCAUCGACACUGGCCAAGUAGACCGUCAGGCGAGCGGCAGGAUGGAUGUGUCUGCGUCCGUGGAGCACGAGGCCCUCAGCAAUGCUUUCCGCUCCGUGCCGCUGGCGGAGGAGGAGGACUUUGAUAGCAAGGAGUGGGUUAUCAUUGAUAAAGAGACAGAGCUGAAGGACUUUCACCCGGGGGCUGAGCCGAGCACUUCUGGAACUACAGACGAAGAGCCCGAGGAGCUUAGGCCGAUUGAAGAGGGCGAGGAGAGGAGGCGAUUGGGGGCAGAAGCCGCCGUCCGGCCGAAGGUCCACGAAGGGAGAACAUGGGGGAUGCAGCCUGUGACGGAGGAGGACAGUUCACACAGGCACGAAGGACACUGUCAAACGGUAUCGGACACCAGGCCCGAACAGCAGCCAGGAAGCCCGGCCCAGUUAUCGUUACACUCAGCACCAGCUCUGCGACAGCACAGACGGGAGUCCGAACCGACCGGUCCUCAGAGACAGGUGUUUACACUGAACCCUUUUGAAAUGAAUGGUCUGCCCAAGGCGGUGCCUUUAAAUUUGCCUUAUCAAGACUUUAAAAGGGAUGUGUCAGACUCUAGGGAAAAGCCGAGGUUCCUCCAGCGGAUAAAAAAGGUGGACUUCUCAAACAUUGUCUUGACCGCUCCUUGCAAACCGCCAGCGCCCCGUCUGGAACUGAACGGGGAGUGUGAGGAGGAAGAGGAGGAGGAGGAUGAAGAGGAGGAGGACGAGGAGGAGGAGGAAGCUGGUUAUCUGGGAGAAGAGAUUGACAUGCACAGUAGCUCCAGCAGCGACGUGAGUCAGAAAAGCACGGAGCGCAGUCAGGAAGGGGCGCCAUCCACUCUGCUGGCCGAUGAUCAGAAAGAAUCCAAGGGCCGUGCUUCCAUGGCCGAUGGCGAUUUAGAACUGGAGGAAGGCUCCAAAACGCUGGUGUUGUUUUCCCCGGGUGACAUGAAGAAGUCUCCACUCACCACCGACUUGGCGCCAGACGUCGAUCUGGGGACACUCGCUGCUUUAACGCCUCAGAGCGAGAGGCCCCAGCCCCUGGGCAGCCAGCUGGAUGUGUCAGAGCCCGGGACCCUGUCCUCCAUCCUGAAGUCCGAACCAAAGCCUCCAGCAGCCGUUUCCACGACGUCCUCCCCCUUUACCAAAGUCGAGCGCACGUUUGUUCAUAUUGCUGAGAAGACCCAUCUGAACGUCAUGUCUUCUGGCAGCCAGCUGGUGAGGCACGAGGAGUACGGCCCUCCGGGCCAACUGGAGGAGAUCAUCCUUGAGGAGGCGCUGGAGGAGAACCUGGGGUUGGUAGAAAAUGGGAGUGCGAAUUCUGGUUUAGAAGGGGGAGAAAUGGAAAGCUGCGCGCUCUCGGUCAAUCACAUCGAAACCUCCUCGGAGAUGGCAGGGGAGCCGCUGACGCUGCCCAACGGCGUGGCCCAGUCCCCGGAGGAGAGGCCGGAGCUUAAAGGCAAAGCCGCGCUGGCACUGGAUUUGGAAGAAACUGGCCGGCUGGUUUCAGGAGAGCCUAGCUUAGAAAAGACCAUGCUGGCGACCGAGCGCCUUACGCAAGCCGAGGCUCUCCUGGGAACGGUGAAGCAGGGCCCGAGGAAGCCUCUGAGUGCCAGAUACAGAAGCCGGAUUCCCAUCUUGUUCUCCGAGGAGGACACCGGCUCAGACCUAUCGGCCUCGCUCUCGGCCAAAGAGAGGCUUCACAAGAGGGCCAAGCAGCCUGACUUGGUUCGCCUAGUGAUGGAGAGAAGGCAAAGCCGCAUCCUCAGAUUGGCCUCUGGCGCCUCCUCCUCGGCCUCCUCCAGCGAUGAGCGGAGACGUGCCUCGGAGACCCUCUCGGCCACCGGCUCGGAGGAGGACACCCAUGACUCAGACGACUCCGUCCCAAGGAGGACGGGGGAGGGGAAGGCAUCCCACCCGGGAAGAGAGGGGAAAACUUUAAGCACAAAGAGCAGAAUCCCUCGGCCCAUCGUGCCUGCGAGGACGUUGCCAGCAGCAGUGAAGUUUGGGAGUCCAGCAGCAUCGGGCAGCUCGCCGCUCGAUGCAGCUCUCACCGCCAGGCUUCAGAGGACAGCUGGGACUGCGCCCAGUGACUCCCCACUGAAACAGCUCCAGAGCCGGCUCCCUUCCUCCCCGAGUCCAGCUCCUCCUCCUCCCCCGUGGAGCUGUGCUCCCCCCUGGAGCCCCAGCCUGCCCCCACGCAACCUCAGUGCUUCCCCCAAAAGCCAGUCACUGUCCCGACGGGAGAGUCCUUCGCCCUCCCGGCAGCAUAGGCCAGGGGCUGCCCUGCAGCGAGUUCAACCGUCUCCCCGCCCUCAACCCCGAGUCCUGGCGCAGGGGCUGCUGGGCGAUCCCCCGGCCUCCCCAGGCCUGGCCAGGAAAGGACAAAGAGGGAAAACCCAGACUCCGAGCCCAGCAACCAAAGGAAGGCAAGUGUCCGCGGAAGGCAAGGCCACGGCCAGAUAAUGAUCUUCUGCCGCCAACCCGUCAGGCUGGCUAACUCCUGCGUCUAGUGUACACUGAGCUGCCGUACACGCCGGAGCCACGAGCGGCUCGCAGCUCGCUGCACUUCAGCGCUUCACUCCCUCCCACGCCCACGCCGUCCGGAAACCGCUGCCCCACCGCGGGCUCGGCCGCAGCGCACGCUUGCUAUUGCAAACCACCAACCAGCGCCUCAGGCAGCCUGCCUAGUGCCUGACCCCCCCCCCCGCCCUUUUCUCCUGCUCACUUAGCAAUACCAGUCUCCACUCCAGCGCGCUGACACGUGAGCUUUAGAGAGCAGCAGUCGAAGUCGGUGGAGAGGGGACCGGCGUGGGCGCUGCGCCCACUGGGAGGAGAGGGCUCUGGAACUGUAGGGAGCUGCCCCCCCCCCACUCCAGUGUGUUGUUCCAGGAAGCCCCCCCCCGCCUCGCCUGCUGUACUUGCACUGACAGUGGUUACAACCCACCUCCUGCCCCGCGAGCCAGGGAGCGCCGCUCGCUGAGCAAGGAGAGCAGGCCAGGCGGAGAGGAGCUGCAGGUAUCUCUCAGCAGGCGGGCGGGGAAGCGCACCUUUACCAGCUGCUGCAGGGAGCCGGGCACCGGUGCUCAGUGACGCCCCCAGGCCAGUCUGUCUGUGGCGGCAGGUGGGUUUGUGUGACCAAGCCCGGGCUGCACUGACAGCUUGCCAGGGGCCCAAGGGCUAGGGGGGCAGAUUGCAGCCACCUCCAUCUAGGAUAGCAAACUGUGCCCCAUGGAGACUACCGGGCCCAGCAUGCAGCAGUCCCGGUGCAGCCGAGGGGGGGCCAAAACAGCUUUUCCUGCUGUCCCCAGCCGCAGCUCCACACUAAAGAGGUGGGUGUCACUGAAUGCCUUUUGUGCGGGUGCCCCUGCACCGAACUGCCUUGUGCUUUGUCGUCACACUGCCAGGUGGUGGUGGGGGGGGGCUGCACAGUGGCUUUACCACUGCAGGGGGGUGACUCUUGUGUACUACAGACAGGUGCUGCUGCUUUGCAGCCAGAGAUGGGCCGGCCCGUUACUGAUACACUAGCGUAUAACUAGCUGAUUUGGGCAGGUGGGGUUUAUGGCUUCCUCCGCCCGCACUCUCAGCCCAAACGAUGUGAAUGUAGUGGCAGGGUCAGAUUAAGGCCCCAGUUCCGGAUGUCACGUGACCCCUGCCGACCCCCAGCUCUCAUUUUAAAACCCUUUUACCCUUCACGGCUGGGAAGCAAUGCGCGAAAACCAUGAGCCACAUGUAACCGAUGCCGCAAUGUCUGCCUGAGUCUGCAGAGAGUCGGAGAGAGGCAAAAUGUUCCAUUCAUCUCCACGGGGCCAAGGCCAGGCCCCACGGCUCUGGGGAGCCCUACCUGCGCCACGCCAGCACUGGGAGCUGAGAGCGGCAGAAGAAUACAACACGUGCUGCCCGCCCAGGCCUGCAGAGGCGCCCAGCUGCCGGUGUAAAGAUUCGGUGCGUGGUAAAGACUAAUAAGGCCAGGGCUGGCCUACAGCGCGCUCUGGCUCACAGGGUAAGGGAGCUCACUGCAAGACUAGGCAUUAAAAACAGCCAAAUGCAAGGUCAUAUUCCUGACAACCAAGACUGCAGCUCACACUUCUAGGGGUCAUGCAGGGCUAAACGGGAAUAUCAAGUAGACACGCGGGGUGGGCUGACCUCUCUGUACAGCAUGAGCAGAGUUGCCAACACUUGCAAUUUUAGUGUCUCUCCCUCUCUCAUUAUUCGGGGUUUUCCUUGAAGCCUCCGUUGCUGGAGCCAUGCAAAUCUCAGCCUCCAGAGUUUUUUAAGCCGAGCGCUAGACCUCCUGGUUUCGGACGGAAACGUAAAAUCGUAACCCAGCGACUGCCUCCAGGCCCAGGCCCAGCAGGCCCAGGGAAAGCCCCACACCGAAUUGUUUAGUUAAAGGUCAGACGUAACCAAGCCCUCCUGCUUUUAGGCUGCGUGGGCUUCGGGACACAGCAUCAGUGAGCCCAUAACUGGCCCCUGUGUCCUGGGCUUGGGGGGGGGGGGGGGGGGGGCCACACGGCCAGGAGCUGUUACACAUUGGAAAGGGUUCAGAGAAAAGCCACACACAUGUUUAAAUGGCUGGAAAACCCUCCUGCCAGCACCGGGACUGAGCAGCAGGCUGGCACCAUGCUCCUUCCAUAAACCCUGCCUGCCCCGGAGCGCCUGCCUCCUCCGGGUUAGGAGAGACACAACAGGCCUAGGCAGGGGGACAUGGGGAGGGAAAUGCUCUGAGUGAGGGGCAGAGCCGGCCCCAAGGCUAGGAGAGCAGAGGCAGCACAAAGGGCCCUGAGGCUGGCCAGAGGGAGGGCAGAACGGCGGUACACAGAGACUGACCUGAUCGGGGGGAGGGAUAGCUCAGUGGUUUGAGCAUUAGCCUGCUAAACCCAGGGUUGUGAGUUCAAUCCUUGAGGGGGCCACUUAGGGAUCUGGGGCAAAAAUCAGUACUUGGUCCUGCUAGUGAAGGCAGGGGGCUGGACUCAAUGACCUUUCAAGGUCCCUUCCAGUUCUAGGAGAUGGGAUAUCUCCAUUAAUUUAUUUACUGUGGGCGACGGGCAGCAGCAGCCGGGCAUUGUAUCCGUGGUUCAGGCAGUGUGUGACUAUAAACGGGGACAAACUCGCUGCCGCGUGGGCCGUGAUACCUCACGUUGAUGCCAAGGGCAGUGGGCUGGGGCCCUGAGCCUGCUGCCUUCUCCCACUGCUGUCUACCCCUCGUAGCUUCUCCAGUCCCUGCCGUGCCCCUGGCCCCAGGCUGUAUGCAGGCUGGACAUACCCACCCCGUUAGGAGGCCUUGUCUACACACACAUGUGCACUGGUUUAGUUAAGCUGGUGCAGUCAAACCCGUGGCCACCCUGCCGUGGACACGCUUGUUUUGGUUUAAGCCCAGCUUACUGUGGGUUCACAUAACCUGUUCCCAAGCAACUUUAGCUGAACGGCAAUAAGCCCCUUUUACACUGGGUGCUCCACCUCGGGGCUGGCACUGAUUUAACUAAUGGGGUUCCGUUUACACCUUUAGCCCAGUGCACCGUCUCUCUGUAUUCACACCCCGGCAGGCACAAACGUAACACAGCGCGAAGGCCAGUUUGAACCAUGAGCUGAGCGUCUGCACCCCCUCCCUGCCUCAGGCUAGACGCCCACCUUGGUGAGCGGAGCAGGGUGACGGGCUUCGCUCGCCUGCAGGGGGCCAGCCGAAAGCUACAGGCAAUACACCCAUAGCGGGGGCUUCUCUGCAGGCCCCCCACUGCCUCUCCAGCGUUGGGGCCUAGCCUCAGGUACGCCCCUCGCUGCCCAGUACCCGCUACCGCUGCCCCCAUGCAGUCCCCUUGAGGAGCAGCGGAAGCAGCUGUACUGGUGGAGCCCAGCCUGCAUGGGAGGGGGUUUGCUCUGCUCCAGGCUGCCCCCAGGCCAGUAACAGCGGUGAUGGCGUCAUUGCCCCAGAGCAUGAGGAAGCGCACAACACGCGGUGAUCCCGAGUGCCCGCCCCUGGCCAGCGCUAGCUGGGGGCUGCUUUUUAUCUGCCCCGGGGUCUCACCAGUGCAAAGCUGUUAAAAGUGGGGCUAGUUCCCCCUCAGAGAUGGGCUCUGCGUCCGCGUGGUGGCUGGGCUGUAGCUGAUGGCCAGAAGCCGGGCCCGUGGCCCCCACCUUGUGUGCGCUAUUCAGUGCAUUGUUCCCUCCUUCUAGCAGCUUUGCUCCUGGCGGGGCCUGUCCAGUCAGUCCCUCUUGCUGUCUUGGGGUUUAGGGGCUGUCAGACCCUGCAGACCUUUCUGAGAUAGCCCCUCUAGCCAGCCCCUGCAGCCAGCACUGCCUGAGGUGGGGGGAGGGGGAGCUUGCAGAAAGAACAAGGAUUUUUCCUUCCUUUUGUUCACACACCUGUAAAUAAACAAAGUCACACCCUGUACGUUAAUGCGCCCUCAGCCCACGGCGCGGAGCCACCGGUGUGGCUGCUGCUGAAUUCAGGGCUCUAGUCUCCCCUUUGGACCUCAAACCUGUCCCAGCAGGAAUGGAGGUGAACGCGCCGCCCCUGAGCCGUGAGAUCACCCCCGCACCAGCGGGCCUCUAGGGUGCUUAUGGGGCCCCCGCGGUGCUCACUGGCAGAGACUGGGGGGGCUUGCGCUGUCCCUUACACCAUGGAAAUGCUCUCCUCCCGCUUACACCCACUGGAGUCAGCCGCACGGCCGGCCCUGUAUUCCCUGAGUGCCGGCAGGGAGCAUACAUGGGGCUCAGGGGGAUUGUGAGGGAAAGCCAGGGAAACAGUAUCUUUGGAAACAGGUGUCACUGCCCCGGUGCUGUAUUACGUGCUGGCACCUUUGUCGCACUCUGUCCGAAGUGAUGGCACCUGGCUCUUAACUGCAGACGCUACACCUGGAGCAACUCUGUUAAUUUCCUUCUCAGCCAAGCAAAGUGUUCGGACCGGGAGCCAGGCCUUCUGCUCCCCGGUCCUGUCUGCUCGGCCCUGCUCCCGGGGCCCAUGGCUCCACCUCCAUCCGUUCUGCGCAUUCGUUAGGAAAGCCACUCUAGAAUGUUUACACAUCGCAACUAGAAUGUACAACUACCACCAAGGACGGCGAAGCUGGGCUAACUGCAUGGCAACCGUCUCAGCCAUCCAGCCUGGCAUGCGUCACAGAGACCCUGCUGUGUACAAAUCCACCUGCCAACCGCCGGAUCAUGUCCUGGACCAGCUGAUGAUGCAUCAGACGCAGCUGUCAUCAUUAGAUUUGUUCUGAAAAGGGGAUUGUCAAUCAUGCCAUUAAAAGCCUGCCUAUCUUUUCA